This is a messenger RNA of Mandrillus leucophaeus (drill), 502 nucleotides long. It is a transcript of the gene DEFB119, whose product is annotated as defensin, beta 119. The transcript has 2 exons. Gene Ontology annotation, cellular component: extracellular region. NCBI's taxonomy places the organism in Eukaryota, Metazoa, Chordata, Mammalia, Primates, Cercopithecidae. The record is from RefSeq and is a predicted model, not a curated record. Gene Ontology annotation, molecular function: lipopolysaccharide binding. Gene Ontology annotation, biological process: defense response to Gram-negative bacterium; antifungal innate immune response; defense response to Gram-positive bacterium. Bases 167 to 421 code for a protein of 84 amino acids.
UACACACUGUCCUUUGGCCUGGAUGACCUCAUAUAAAUCCCCUCCUGUUGUAAUUCACUGCCCACAGUCCUGCUGAUAAAAGCAAAGCUCAUCUCUGCCCUGCUGCAGGGAACCCUAUUUCCUUCCCCUGCAGCUCAGGCGCCUCCUCCUCUCAGGUCUGCCAGCCAUGAAAUUUCUUUUCUUGUUUCUUGCCAUCCUUCUGGCCACAGAAGUACCAGUGAUAUCAGGCAAACGCCACAUCCUUCGAUGCAUGGGUAACAGUGGAAUUUGUAGGGCCUCUUGCAAAAAGAAUGAACAGCCCUACCUCUAUUGCAGAAAUUAUCAGGCCUGCUGCCUCCAGUCCUACAUGAGGAUAAGCAUUUCCGGCAAAGAGGAAAAUACCGAUUGGUCUUAUGAGAAGCAAUGGCCAAGACUACCUUGAGUGCUGGUGAUUACCAUUCUCAACCUCUCUGGGCAGAGACCUGCUGUCAACCCCCCUCAUUAAAAUUCGUGUACCUGCUAC